UAGUCAUCAAUACACAAGGGAAGUGGUGUGGACGCUAGCACACUCAGUCAGUUAGCAUUGGAUUGUACACGUACAUGGCUGAAGAAGGAAGCUUGAUUGUCCAUUCCCGUACUGUUUAUUGUUCCUGUGUACAACUAAUUGAUAUGGUUAAUGACCCUAGUGUGAUAUUAGUUAGAUAAGUGUUGACUGAUAACAGGCCAUUCAAAUGGAUAUCCGUACCUGACGUUUGUUUAUGUGCAAUUUCUAAAGUGUGACUGACCCGCGACAAUCUCCACCCCUCACAAUGGCAUCCCCAACCCCAUCUCAGAGCGACACGCUCACAACAGCCUCCAACUCCUCGGACAGUGAGAUGGAGUCAGCUGGACUCAACACGCGCUGCAGCCUCUGUAACGACACGUUCUCCAUGCCCAAGGUGCUCAGCUGCUUCCAUACCUUUUGUCAGCCAUGUCUAGAAAAGAUUCAGGACGAAACGGACAAAGUCACAUGUCCCGAGUGUCACUUCGAUACAUAUCUCGGGGCCGAGGGACUCACAGGACUCAAGCAGGAUUACGCAGUAAGCAACAUUCUGGAGACUUCGGCCCUAGACCCAAGUGCCUUGCAUUGCACAGGAUGCAAAAGCAAAGAAACAAAUGCUGUUGCACGCUGUUUUGACUGUGCUAACUUCCUAUGUGCAAACUGCGUGAUGGCUCACCAGUUCAUGCACUGUUUUGAAGGACAUCGAGUUGUGAGCUUGGGAGACCUACAAAUGAAUAAGGAGGAGGGGUCCAAGUCUGACAAGCCAGUCAGCUGUCCCAAACACAAGAAUGAUGUGCUCAAGUUCUAUUGCAAGACAUGUGCCCAGCCAAUCUGCAAGGAAUGCACAGUAUUUGACCACGGCCGGGGCCACGAAUGUCAGUUCCUUAUGGAUGUAGCAGACAAACAAAUAGACAUGUUGCGCCACCUAGAGGGCGAUGCCAGAAGCAAAGUGGGAGAUCUGCGACUUUCGGCCAAAGGAAUCGAGCACAUCUCAGCAACUCUACAGUCCCAGUACCACAAGGCCCAGAACGACAUCAAUGACACGUACAACUUUUACCGGGCAAUGCUGGAGGAGCGAAAGACUGAGGCGCUGAAGGAACUGGACCAGGCCUUCAACACCAAGCAGGUUGGAAUCAGCACCCUGGCACAGAAGAUUCAGGAAAGUGUGGAGAAGCUGUACCAAGGCGUAGAGUUCAUUGACAAGCUCCUGAAACACGCCUCCAUCACCGAGGCUUUGCUGCUGAAAAACUUUGUAGAACAGAGGUUCCAGAACAUGUUCAACUUCCUUCCAGACCUCAACAACCAGGGUUAUUUUGAGAUCGAGUUCGUCUCCAACUUCCAGGCAAUUCAGGCAGGCGUGCGCAAUACAUUUGGAUAUGUGAGACAAGGAAACGAGGCAUUACAAACACAGAAACCUCAGCCAAUUGCUCGCCCGACUACCAACGGUUUCAUUCCGACAACGUCCAGUCUGAGCAAUGGUCAUAUAUUUGAUCAAGUGGACACUGUUAACCUUGCCAAAGACUUUGGGAGCCCAGGUCUUAUCUUUCCUCCCAAUGACAGCAACCAGUACGAGAAGUGGUCCAGUGGCCUUGACAUUCUCUCGAAUGGCAUUGAUGUGUUCUCACCUUCUGCCGACCCAAUAAAUGACCUCACAUCGAAACUCAUCAGUUCAAGCAUCUACCCACCAAAGUCCCAGAUCAGACGACAGAAGAUGAUCUAUCACUGUAGGUUCGGGGAGUUUGGAGUCCUGGAGGGCCAGUUCACAGAACCAAGUGGGGUUGCUGUCAACGCCCAGAAUGACAUCAUCGUUGCUGACACCAAUAAUCACCGAAUCCAAAUCUUUGACAAGGAAGGCAGGUUUAAGUUCCAGUUUGGAGAGUGUGGAAAGCGUGAUGGGCAACUGCUUUACCCAAAUCGAGUGUCAGUCGUCCGAUCAUCUGGGGACAUCAUUGUCACAGAGCGCAGUCCUACACACCAAAUCCAGAUCUACAACCAGUAUGGUCAGUUUGUGCGCAAGUUCGGUGCCAACGUGCUGCAGCACCCACGAGGGGUUACCGUCGACAACAAAGGCAGGAUCAUCAUCGUAGAGUGCAAGGUGAUGAGGGUCAUUAUCUUUGACCAGUUCGGUAACGUCCUCAACAAAUUCGGUUGCUCCAAACACCUUCAGUUCCCCAACAGCGUUGUCGUCAACGACAAGGAAGAAAUCUUCAUCAGCGACAACCGGGCCCACUGUGUCAAGGUCUUCAACUACCAGGGUGUAUUUCUGCGUCAGAUCGGCGGAGAGGGUGUCACCAACUACCCUAUCGGCGUGGGCAUUAACUCUGCAGGAGAGGUUCUCGUGGCUGACAAUCACAAUAAUUUCAACUUGACCAUCUUCACGCAAGAAGGCCAACUCAUCAAUGCCCUUGAAUCCAAGGUCAAACAUGCUCAGUGCUUUGACGUUGCUCUGAUGGACGACGGUUCAGUCGUUCUUGCCAGUAAAGAUUACAAGCUAUACAUCUACAAAUACAUGUAAUGUUACCGUGGUUACCACCUGCAUAUUCCUAGAUGUACACUGUAAUCAAUUGCAGGUUCUAUUUUAUAUGUAAUUACAAGCUGUUACAAUAUAGUAAGGGGAAAAAUCUUUGUGAUCUGCAAUUUUUUACACUGUGCAUGGAUUUGUGUUUUGUAUGUUACUGUCAUUUGCCUGGAAUUGUCUCAUAAUCACAUUGUAAUUGGAUUAAUGGCAGUCUGUCAAAUGGCUGAGCCAGUGUACCAGAAAUUACUGACUGUUACGCUUCCGAAGACUAGUCAACUCACACUUAGAUAUUUUGUUUCCGAAUCGAGAAGCUCUCGGUACAUACGAAGGUUCACAUUUUCGUUUAAUUUAACAAUAUAACUCCUUGUCAGUAUUUAAACUUCGUUGUUCUCCACUGUUAUACAUAUGCUUAAUUUAAUUUCGUUGAUAAAAAAAAUCCACAAUCCUUGUCAGCAUCAAAAGCCUCGUCUUUAAUAUACAAAAUGUGAUAUAGUUAGCCGAUCGUUGUGGCUUAGAAGCAUAUUGUCGUUUUUCUGCAGAUUAUUUAAAAUCAGCUGUGUUUUUUUUAAAACUAAGUUAUUUGAUUGUAGUUUUGCAUGGUGUUAGGCCGCAAGGUCAUGCUUUAGUUAUUUAUCAAUAUUUUCUUUUGUUUAUUUGCAUUGUUGACAAUUUUGUACUUUACUCCCACCAUUGUUCAAAGUAACAAUUGAUAUUUAUACAGUGAUUAGACCUACCUCUUUGUAAAGUUGAAAUUUGGAAAUUCAAAAAGUAUCACACCUUACAUCUCCACUGCAAUCAAAACUUGUUUAUUCUCAAUGUUUGCCCAUAGGAUUUCAUAGUUCAGCCCAGGAUUUCUCGCCUUAAUGAAUCUCUAGGACGAAGAGGGAGUUUGUAAACUUGGUGGCUUGGGGGUAAGGAGGGGAAAUCGGCAUCUGCAUAGUUGGACCAAGUUUCCUGGUUGGAGACAGUGCCCUAUUGACAAACGUUCUGCAGUGGGUCGGUUCUAACAGCUUUCCAAAGGGGCAAGGCUUAUUCACUGUUUAUUGUAUAGAGGUGCGACGAUUCACAAAUGCAUCAAUGCAUCAUUUUAUUUAAUUUCAGUAGACAGUGUCUUAGAAUCCAAUACAAAUAGGAGUUUCUGGCAACGUCUUUGCCACCUGGUGUUGGGUAUAGCCACGGAUCUCAGGGUUGUCUGAUGCUGUGGGUACUGUUGAAACUAUAGAUUUGGCCAGAUGCUGUUUCUUUGAUUGAAUACAAUGAAACAGUUGAUGCUGCAAGAAUCGUCUUGACUCUAUUGUCUGUGCUACCUCACUAAGUUGCAAUAUAGCUUGUUACAAAGUGGAAUUGUGGUAUAUGCAAAUGAAUGUGUUGUUUGUAAUGUCGGAUAUGGUCGCGUACAGCGGUCGCACAUUCACUAGACGCCCCCGCCCUCUGCCCCCUCCUCCACAGAGGUGGGAAAUAUGUCGUUUUAUUUCGUUAUUGUUGGAUCUCAGCUGCCGCUGCAAACUCUGACAAAUUCUGAACUGUUAUUUCAGUCUUCACACAUGUUCCCAUCAUAGUAUCGUAAAAUUGAGUUAUUUGAGCAACUAACCAAAGCCAUUGCACAACAUGCUAAGAUGUCCGACAUUCCAGCGCUUGUUGACCAUAAUGUUUCUCAGAUCACGGACGAGGGCGUCUAGUGACAACUUCUCUUUAUUCAAGCCAGUAAUUUUCUGGCUGUAGAAAUGUUUUGUAGUGGCAUUUUUGAAACGUGUGAUAUUGUCGCUGUUUCGUUUAUUUUGUACGACAGCAGUAUUUGAAGAUGAUGUAAAGGGAGGCAACUCUGUAGUGAGAUGAAAGGUUGCAACACUGCUGAGAUUUCCCCCCAGAAAUGAUUGGCCAAAAGUCAUUUGUCUCCAUGGUGAGUGCAAUCAGCCAAUCAACUGUUGCCUGAAAGGUGAUUGGCUUAGAAGUUGUUUCUGUCCAGGUUUUUAUUGGUUGGUUGUUCCCAGUCACAUGCUCUUCAGAGAAAGGGCAUUGCUUAAUCAUUUUAACAGCCUUAAAAGUUUUCUAUAUGUAAAAAUAAAAAAAAAAUAUAAAAAAAUACAUGCAUGAUGCAUCAUUUUGUUACAGAGACCAGCCUUAAAGCUAAUGACUCCAUAAUCCGUGUAUUCCCCACAGUAUACCGAUUGCUCACCGUUUGAAAUUCCAUUUCCUUACAGUUUGAGGAAAGACUUAUUUUUCUAAUUUGCUGUUGAGUGUUUAGCAUACAUAUAUGGUUGUGUUCCUAGAGCAAUGGUUGACAGUCUUCCUAUAUUUUCAGCCUUGUGCACAAACUUUUCUAUGUAGUCGUACUUGUUGUUAGAGUUGAGAUAUGCACCAUUGCAGUUGGCCAUAUAUAUACUAUUGUUCAAUAUGUUUUUUCAAAGAUGAAUGUUUGAUAAUCUGCUAAAUAUGUAUUUUUACAGAUUUUCGUGUCACGAAAAAUUGAGCAUUGAUGAAAUUAUUUUCAAGAAGAUAUUUAAAAAAUACAAAAAAAAAUAUAUAGUAAUGGUGCUUGUGAGUGAUCAGCUGUUUCCAAAAUGUCUUUGCCUCAAUAACACCAUAUUAUGCAAUUUUUAUGCAGUCUCUUGUACAACUGUUAGUUUAGGUUUGAUAGCUACAGUGUGUGUGUGAGACGACGAAUCGUGCAAGCCAUCACUGUUAUAUGGUUUAUAUCAGCGGUUGUGUCACAUGAGCUUACCAUGUUGAAGAGGGACUGACCGGGCUUCUUGUAGCGAAUGAAGUUCACUAUCGUGGUGGUGCCGUCAACGGAUACUCUGAUGGAACCAUUUUUGUUAUAUGGCUACAGUUAAGUCUGUAUUGUCACCAGUGCUAGGGUGCUGAUGGGUUUUGCCCCUCCCCAAACCAGCUCGCUCCUUUCUUUGUUAACCACCUAUGGUCCAAGAUGGUUUGAUUGGACAUCCUAGAAUACUCUAAGCCCGAAACCAAAUUGUUGGGAGCCAGUGGUUCAAACGGUAGUUAUUUUUUUUCAUGUUGCCAAAAAGUAACGGCAUCGUUUGAUUUAUCGUUAAUAUUGUUCAUUGAACAAAUACUGAUGUUUGUGUGUUGAAACACUGUAUUAAUCUUGUUUUUUUCUGUCCGUCAAAUUUAUAAAGAUGCAUUUCUGAUCAUACAGGUAAAAAGUAUUGUUACAAAUCCCCCUAACCCAUCAGAACUCUGAUCAACUAUUUUUCAUAUACGUCUCAUGAAUGACUGUGGUGUCUGAGUCAAUGUAAUGUACAGUUCGUAUAGAGGCAAUGUUGUUUUUUUUUAUAUUAACCCCUAAGUGCUAAAACGCUAUGGAGCUCCCUUUUGGAUCCGGUAACUGUUAACAUAGCACUUAUGGGGUUAAUUUAUUGAUACUAGUUCAUCAUUAACCCAUGCUGUUUCAUUUUCCAUUAACACAACAUAUCCUUACCCCUUGUUGACCUCCCAAGGGUUAAGCAUCAGAUACAUUGUUGAUUAUAUUGUCAAGUUAGCAUAGUGGAACAUUACAUAUCCCAACACAGAUCUAAACAUACUAAGAUCAUGACACUCAUCCAGCUCAUUAAUCAUUAUUUUCUGUUAAUUAUUACUUAUUAUUUUGUCAGGUGGUAGUUACUUUCUCUGUUUCAUAGGAUGUUCUAUCUAUGGAAAUGUUAUUUACUUAAAGAUUAUUAUUUAAGAUAUGUUGACCCUCAUUGUCAAAUUUAUGGCUAGGUUCACCUCAGUACUCUUGUCAUUGACCUAUUGUUAUCAAAUUUGAUUAAUCGAUCUCAUAUUUGUACUUAUUUAAUACCUGGUAAAUUAAUCAAAUCUGCUUCAUAUUUAUUCUCCAAAUGCAAUAUCCCCAAUGUCAUACCCAUGAUUGAUGGUAAGGAAGCUAUUACUAGUAGUAAUACCAUGUUUUGUAGAUCUCACUCUCGAGUUCAUCAGUCAGUGCUGAAUGUUGAAAAUGUUUAUGGAAAAGUAACUAAUGCUACAUCCUCUCAUGAUCAUCAUGGAUUUAAAUAUGUAGUUAUUUCUUGUUAUCGCUCUGUUGAUUUUGUCAUCUUACCCAGUGCUACCAUAGUCUCUGGUCAUUGGCAAUCGUCUGUACAUUCCCCUGACGGGCUGUCCCAAAACUUUCCCAUCCUUUUUAAAACGGAGUUUCGCUUCCUCUGCUGGUCCUCUCCAGUUUACAAGCCGUCUAGCAGCAGUCACGUGCUGACUGGAACUUUUAGAAGAAAAACAUUAUUGCUAACAUCCUGCUCUUGGUGGACUCGUUCUUUUGUGUUGAGCCAUAAUUUGACUUGUGAACACUUGAAAGUUAUGAGACAGCCCUGAAUUCUAUGCUGUUUGUUUACAACAUCGAACUUUUAAGUAUUCUUAUAUCACCUUGAUAUAGAAAUUACAGAUUCUUAAUUCCAUAUCUUUGGGUAAAAAAUCUUGUCGUGUUAUAUGAAUUUGAUGAUCAGAAUAUCAUCUUGAAAAGGCAUUAUGGUUUGACUCAUUUCUAAGUUGUUUUUUACUGUUAUUUAAGCAUCAAUAUCUCACUUUUCAUAUUAAUUGGCCAUUUUGAUUCGUCCAUGAUUUCAACAGGGUCGAACAGCAGAAUUUGAUGUCAAAUCUGUGUAUCCUUUUUGCCAAGAUUUCAAAACCACUAUAUACAGACACAAGUCCAAUGUUACUUUUUCCAAAUUUUCCUGAUAGUAUUGAAUAAAAUGCUCAUUCUAUGUCAAGAGAUUUAUUAAUUUGCUUACAUUUUUUGCUUGAUUUUUUAUUCUCAUCACCAUAGUUUGAAACUACGACCAUGACAAGAUGAACGUUGCUACAUAUCAGUUGUUACGUUGCUUUUGUUUGUUUUUUCUGGCACCCAGUGCUACGUGACGUUGUUGAGUGCCAUUAGUCAAAAUAACAGCUUAUUGUCAAAAUCAGCAAUAAAUUUAAAACAAAUGAAAUAACUUACAGUGGAGGCGUUGCCAUCAUAGAUCAUCUGGGGUUUGUUAUAAUUUUUUACAAAUAUGCAAAUGACAUGGGUCAGAGUUCAUGACCUCGAAAUAGAGUACAUCAUCAGUCACCUUUUUUUCAACAGAUGAUUUUUUUAUAUUUUCUGUGAGUUAUGGUUAAUGAAACGUCAAAUUCUAGAAUGAUUGGUGCAUCAAUAUGCUGUUAUUAAAUAUUACAAUAAAUAACAUGCCAGUUAUGAAGAGCUUUAUUUUCACACUCACUAAGACUGUUUAUUGUUGACAGACCACCUGUUUUCCAUGUAGUGAGGUGUCGUUUUGAUAUUUCGAUUUCUUGUCAGAUAUUACAUUAACCAGCAAUCGAGGGGCCUUUGUUUCACAGGAAAUCAAAAAAAUACCUGCCAAAAUGUUUAUUUGUGUGUGCUUAAUGUUAGGUAGCCGUCGCAAAUUCUAUAUUAUAUAUUAUAUAUAUCUAGUUUAGGAUCACUAGUUGAAUAUGUAUCUGUUAUAAGUUUGAACAUAUUGGAAUAUUUGAAAUUUAUCAUGUUAAAUGUUGCAAUUGUUAUUUCACAGCUUCAUUCCAAGGGAGAUAACCCGCCUCUCUUCCAAAUGCCACUAUUGGAAGGAGUGGGUCGGACCCCCUGAAUCUGCUAUGCUUUGAAUGCUUUCAAUGUUGUGCCGUUUCCAUUUCCUGUUGACACUGUUAUAUACAUUAGCCUGUUUCUAGCAUCAAUGUGGGAAGUAUUACACUGGCCUGUUUAAAAGCUGCCAUAUAGUCAGACGCCAUUUUUACCACGUAUAUAUACUUACAUAUACCCAGAGGAUGGAGUGUCGUGGCUCACUAUUUGUGAUUGGUUUUGAACCUUGUUUAGAGUUGUCUGCCCUUUGGUAGCAUUAACUUGUACAAAAUUUUACCACUUUGUAAAUUGUUAAAAAAACAAACGGAAUGAAUUUUCUACCGUUUCAGUCUAGGUUUUUUGCAGAUAUUUUUGACAGCGUUUACAUACCUGUAAGCUAUUUUGACAACACUAAUUAACCGAGGAGCGACACGUAGAGUCCCAGUGUUUUUACUCUUAAGCAGUGUGGAGUGGGUUUCGUUACACCAGCCAUACUUUCAACAUAUGCAAUUUUGUAUGAUGCUCAGUUAUAUGGGAGAGAAUUGUGGGUAUGGGGUGACCUUGAAACGUGUAUCGUUAGCUUGUAAUUACCAGGAGUGAAGUGGAUCUGAUUUUGUCCUAUUUCUAUGUCCUCAAAUGCAUAAAGCCUUUUACUAAUGUUCUUUACAUCAGUUGAUCUUAGCUGCAGGCCUUGACGUUGAGUUUUUACUUGUAACCUUCAAAAGUUUGAAUUUUCAUAUUUUGUUAUUAGAAUUAGUGUGUGUGUGUGUGUUUUGUUGUCUUUUACCUGUAAAUAAGUUAAAAUUAUUGGUAUGUUUUUGUCAGCUAUAGUUUAUAUAAAGUUAGUUACACCUAUUCCCAAUGUGGUGGCCAUAGUGUUUUCAAUAUCCUUAGUGUAAUUCAUGUUCUCCAUUUAGUGGUAGCAAGUCCAGUGCAGUUUUGGGGGAGGGCUAAUCAACAGUUGUUUGGAAGACGUUACACGUGACUUCUAAUAACUGUCAUCUGCAGCCUCCAUCACAAGAUGGGGUGUCAAAAACCGAACAUGUUUGAUUCCAUAUCCUCUUUCCGCAUUUUCAAGCAAAGCAAAUCAAAAUCUCGCCAGUUGAUUGUUAAAUGUGUAAACUAUACAGGUUUAAAAUCUAGUCACUGAUUUAAGGAUAAGUUUGCGGUAGACCUAUGUUGUAGGUUCUAUUGAUUGUUGUUUGUUAAGUUCUUGCUCAACCCCCGUGCAAUAACUGAAGUCUCCCAGGGUAACAUGCAUUUUCUUUGGUUGUAUCUCUGUAACCCCACGGUAUUACCUCCCCUUGAUUAAGUUCACAUGCUACCGACUAUUAUUUCAUGCUUCCUUGACACAUCUUCAGUUGUUAUAUGAUACAUGUUAUCAUUAAGUCUUAGCUGAACUUUCUGGUAGGUGCUUCGCUGAAGACACUUCCACUGUUUCCUCUUGAAGAUUUUUUUUAUUAUUUCUAUUCCAUGGUGAUAAUUCUGAGAGUGAUGCUAGUCUCUCUGUUGACUAAACCAUUCCAUUCUCUGCAUUUCUGUCACUGCUGUUAAACAAGAUCUGUUCUUCCUGUGAUGCUUCGUCUCCUACUUCUUGCCAUUGUAAUCCACUUGACAGACGAGAGCUAACUCUCGCAUCAACUGUUUGUAACAGGGUUUAUGUAGAUUCAAACUCUAAGUAGUGUUUGAAGGAUCUUUCCAUAUCUUGUUCUUGUUAUAUUUUGAAAAUAUUUUUACCAAUACUCAAGUACUUCGACAACCAAUGGGGACACAGGCCUGAUUUAUGACAGGUCUCAACAUAACUGCACUGGAUUUCUACCAUGUAUUUUUUGAAGUUAACAAAUUCUAUAAUUUAUGUUAAUUUUUGUCGUUUUCUACAUGUAUAUCGCUUCUGUAGAUGGUAUGUCUUUCUCGUUAUAUGGCACUCUACAUCCUCAAUAUUAGUGAUACUCAGUUUAUUGAUGAAAAUUUACCCUCUUUAAGGUCACAAGCUUUAACCAGGGGGUAAAUCUUCAGUUUCAUUUUGAAUACAUUAACUAUCCUUCACGUCAGCAUUUUCAAGAUGGCUGCCAUGCCUGUGACAUGUGAUCAGGUCAACAGCAUUGUGCCUUCUUAUUGGGUGCUUCCUCAUGUUGAGGACAAAGGUCAAGGUUAGUGAAGUAGAACUCUAUAACUGAUUCUGUGACUUAAGAUGUACUUGCAUCAUGUCAGACCCAAUCUCAGUACUAAUUAUGCCUCUUGCCUGCCCAUCGGUCUAGACCAGCCAAAGUCCCACGAAUGGUUCUCCUCUUAGACAAGUCCCCAUGGCAACUGCUCACCUGCCUCCUCAGAAAAGGGCAGGCAUGUUACGAGAGUGCCAACAUCAUCAAAGUGUCAACGUACCACAUGGCAGCCAUCUUGACUUUUCUCGGUAUUCAAAAUGUUUUUUUUGUCCCUGCUUCUCUUAGAAGCAAUGUAUACAUAUUAUUCCAAGUAAUUUACUUAAGUUAUUCCCACCAUAGUAUGCCAGUAUCCAUGUUGUGCCAUUUAGCCAGAAAGAUGACUGUUUUCCAAGUUUUCAGCAUAAUACACUGUGAAAGUUUUCCAUUGUUUGGACCAGUUUACUGUCGGCCAUUUCAGGUGACUCUUGCGAUCACAUUCCACAACACCAGUGUAGGCUAUGAACAAACUGCUACAGUCCCACCACCGGUAGCCAACUCCUGCCAAAUUCACUUCCUAGAGUUGUAAGUUGCCAUGACAACAGAAGUGGUUAGUGCAGAGGAAUAUGGAACUAUUUUGCAUAAACUUUGCAUAAAAAAAUUUAGAAAUUUCUUUCAAAUUGACAUGAACACUUCAAAUGUGUAAAUAGUUUUAACUUUGCGUUUUUCAAAGUAUAUAUUGUGAUUUGCAACAUUUUGAGAUAAAGAUCUCUUUUUAAAAAUCAUUUUCACAGCUUUACGUCUUAAGGUCACAGAGUUGCAGAUAAACCACCAUUAUUCCACAUCAUGGCCAUUUUCAGACAUUGUGUUACCAUGGUAACCCGCUUCCAUUUGUUCUCUAGCAUUUGUCUAUUAGCCAACACAAAGGUGAACACAUGACAGAACAAUUUCCAGCAUUUUGCAAUUUUCUCAAGUUUCAAACCCAAAAAAUCUCUGUAAUUAACUAUUUUCUUUCCAGUGUACACUACAUUGUUCCUGUAAGUGGAUUGAGUUUUCUUUUAUUUGGAGCCAAGAGGAAAUUGGUAAAUGUUUGAAAUUAUCUGUGGUAUUAUUGCAACCUGAAGCCUUAACUACUCCAGAACAGUAACAUCAGGAGUUCAUUGUUAUAAAACAGGUGCUUAAUCUAAUACAAAAAUCUGUGCAAAUUGACUUUAAUGUUUGAUUUUUGGCGAAUUUAUUCAUAUGUUAAUUAGGUUAGAUUUUGAAAUUAAUAUUGUACUGCUGUCAAAUGGCUAUGACCAUUUGGUAUUGUAUCGGCGUGGCGAUGUCAGCCAUAUUGUUGUAUGCUAAAGUCAGUAACCCCAUGUACAAGCAUGUGUGGGUGUGGCCAUUGCCGGCUGUAAUACCAAUCAUUGAUAUGCAUUAUUUUUACCAGUUUGUGUUUUGUCAUUUCAUAAAUAAAGGUUUAACAUGCCGAGGUAGUAGUUACUUUAUUUUUCCCCACAUAGUAAAAAUUCACCUUGAAAAUUAACCUUUGUACUUUUAACACGGAACCUUCCAUACACAUCCCUUAUUUCAAAUUAAAUGGUAACGGGGUCUGGGAACAUCUCGGAAAAGUAUUUUCACCUUUGAUGUGUCCAGCUUUAUUUGGAACACAAACUGGAGAACGCAAUUGGAAGGUGUGUUAGCACUGCAGGGGUUAAGUGUGUGUUACGCCCAUGGAUCUCAUGCGAUGAGACUUCAUAUCAUAACAAAGCAUUACUAUUGUCGUCAUUCUCCUACGUUUGUUAAGAGUGUAACUGAAUGGUAUUCAAUAAAGUAUUUUGUUGCUUCA
This is a messenger RNA of Haliotis rufescens (red abalone), 12068 nucleotides long. Its product is annotated as brain tumor protein-like. Gene Ontology annotation, biological process: negative regulation of translation. The transcript is spliced from 2 exons. Lineage: Eukaryota; Metazoa; Mollusca; Gastropoda; Lepetellida; Haliotidae. The record is from RefSeq and is a predicted model, not a curated record. Bases 284 to 2530 code for a protein of 748 amino acids. Gene Ontology annotation, molecular function: protein binding; translation repressor activity; mRNA 3'-UTR binding.